This is a messenger RNA of Aureobasidium vineae, 1092 nucleotides long. NCBI's taxonomy places the organism in Eukaryota, Fungi, Ascomycota, Dothideomycetes, Dothideales, Saccotheciaceae. The record is from the annotation of a GenBank genome assembly.
AUGAACGCCAACGAGGUCAUCUCCAACCGCGCCAUCGAGAUUCUCGGCGGCGAGAUGGGCUCNAAGAAGCCCGUCCACCCCAACGACCACGUCAACAUGUCCGCCUCGUCCAACGACACCUUCCCCACUGCCAUGCACAUUGCCGCCGUUCUCGAGAUCGAGGAGGAGCUCCUCCCUGCUCUGCGCAGCCUCAAGGAUGCCAUGUACAAGAAGCAGCAAGCUUUCGACAAGAUCAUCAAGAUUGGCCGCACCCACUUGCAAGAUGCCACUCCCCUGACCCUCGGCCAGGAGUUCUCUGGUUACGUUACCCAGCUCGAGUACGGCAUUCUGCGUGUCGAGUCCGCUCUUCCCCGUCUGCGCUACCUCGCCCAGGGUGGUACCGCCGUCGGUACUGGUCUCAACACCUUCAAGGGCUUCGCCGAGGACAUUGCUACCGAGGUCAGCAAGCUCACCGGCCACGAGUUCGUCACUGCCCCCAACAAGUUCGAGGCCCUUGCCGCCCACGACGCCAUUGUUGAGGCCCACGGUCAGCUGAACACCCUGGCCUCCUCCCUCUUCAAGAUCGCCCAGGACAUCCGUUUCCUUGGUUCCGGUCCUCGCUGUGGUCUUGGUGAGCUCAAGCUCCCCGAGAACGAGCCCGGUUCAUCCAUCAUGCCCGGCAAGGUCAACCCCACUCAGUGCGAGUCUUUGACCAUGCUCUGCUGCCAGGUCUUUGGUAACCAGGCCGCUGUCACCUUCGCUGGUUCGCAAGGUAACUUCGAGCUCAACGUCUUCAAGCCUGUCAUGAUCCGCAACCUCCUCCACAGCUCCCGUCUGUUGAGCGACGGUAUGCGCUCGUUCGAGAAGAACCUGAUUGAGGGUCUUGAGGCCGACGAGAAGAGAAUUGACGCUCUUCUCCACGAGUCUCUCAUGCUUGUCACCUGCCUCAACCCCGUCAUUGGCUACGACAUGGCCUCCAAGGUCGCAAAGAACGCUCACAAGAAGGGUCUUACCCUCAAGGAGAGUGCUAUGGAGCUCAAGGCUCUGAGCGAGGAGGACUUCGACAAGAACGUCCGUCCCGAGCUCAUGCUUGCUCCCAAGGAGAAGAAAUAA